AUAAAACCAACAGCCAAAACUUCGUCUAUCCUGCACCAUUUAUUAUCCCUCCUCUCAAUCGUUCUCCUCGCUUCCCUUUCUCUCUUAUCCAAUCCAAUCCAAUCCCAAUCCAACGCUGCAAAUUGCUCGAACACCCACAAGGCAGAAUAUGCUCUCUGCCUCUGCUACAUGUCUGUGCAUGCUUAAAUUCUAGGAUGAGAAUAAAUUCAAUCAAGAAUUGCUAGUUUUGGCGAUAAGAGUUUGCGAAUGGGAACGGGUUCCUCCAAGGAUGCGGAUGGUAGCUCUCAUGGGGAAGGGCGAGAAGAGAGUCUGGACCAAGCUGGAGGUCAGCUCUAUGUGUCUCUUAAAAUGGAGAACUAUAAGCGAAAGGGCGACCUUAUCCCUCAUGUCUAUGGCUCCGUUCCUCUUGUUGGCUCCUGGGAUUCUUCUAAAGCUCUUUCAAUGGAGCGCGAAUCGGCUUCAAUGUGGGAAUUGAGCUUUGUUGUUCCUCCAAAUCACGAAACUUUGGAUUUCAAGUUCUUGUUGAAGCCAAAGUACAGCAACAGUCCUUGCGUGGUUGAGGAUGGCCCAAAUCGGCUUCUUUCUAGGGGAACAUUGCAAGGGGAAUCUAGACUGGCUGUCUUUAGGAAUGGUGAUGAGGUUCAUGAAUAUAGAGUGUUCAUUAAAGCAGACAGAGUUUCACCCUUUGACCUUGCUGCUAGUUGGAGAGCUUAUCAGGAGAAUCUCCAACCUUCAACUGUUCGUGGGAUUCCUGAUGUCAGUAUCAAUUCUGUGCCAAUUGCAGGAGCUGAGAAUGGCUCCUCAGCUAGUUUGGAGCUGGAUCUUGAACAUUAUGUCAUCCCAGCGCCAUCAACUUCUGCAAACUCAGGUCUGGUAUAUGCAGCUAACAAUGCUGAGAAUCCAAGGUUUUCAAGUGGUGAUGGCUCAGGCAAUGCUUCAAAUUCCUAUAAGGAUGGUAGUUUUUCUGUUGAUCGGCCUGCAACUAUUAAGGAGAUGGAGGUCAGUAUCCCAGAUCCAUCCAGGGUCUACUCAGGUUCUGGGUUGGUUGAAUCGAAGUCAGUGGGGACAUUUUCUCCUUUGCAAAAGCAAGAUGGUCACAGGGGACUCUUUGUGGAUAGGGGGGUUGGAUCUCCUAGGCUAGUUAAAUCAUCCAGUUCAAGUACUUUUGCUUUUGAUCUCAAACUGGACACAGAAACCAAGAAUUCAAUGCCAGCAGCUGCUGGAGCUGUUGCAGCAGCAGCUGUAGCUGAUCAGAUGCUUGGACCAAAGGAGGAUAGACAUUUGGCAAUUGUUCUGGUUGGUUUGCCUGCUCGAGGCAAGACUUUUACUGCUGCGAAACUUACAAGAUAUCUUCGCUGGUUGGGUCAUGAUACCAAACACUUCAAUGUUGGGAAGUAUCGACGCCUUAAGCAUGGAGCUAAUCAGUCUGCAGAUUUUUUCCGAGGUGACAAUCCUGAAGGCAUGGAGGCACGUAAUGAGGUAGCAGCACUGGCAAUGGAUGAUAUGACUACCUGGAUGCAAGAAGGUGGCCAGGUAGGAAUAUUUGAUGCAACAAACAGUACCAGAAGUAGGAGGAAUAUGCUGAUGAAAAUGGCUGAAGGAAAGUGCAAGAUUAUUUUUUUGGAAACAAUAUGCAAUGAUGAACGCAUUAUUGAAAGAAAUAUACGUCUUAAAAUUCAACAAAGCCCUGACUAUGCUGAGCAGCCAGAUUAUGAAGCUGGAUAUCAAGAUUUCAAGGAUCGACUGGCCAAUUAUGAGAAAGUUUAUGAGCCUGUGGAAGAAGGAUCCUAUAUCAAAAUGAUCGAUAUGGUCAGUGGACAUGGUGGACAAAUACAAGUAAACAAUAUCAGCGGCUACCUUCCUGGACGAAUUGUCUUUUUCUUGGUGAAUACACAUCUCACACCCCGCCCAAUAUUACUUACUAGGCAUGGAGAAAGUCGGGAUAAUGUUAGGGGCAGAAUUGGUGGAGACACUGUUUUGAGUGAUGCUGGAGAAAUUUAUGCGAAGAAACUUGCCAACUUCGUUGAAAAACGACUGAAAUCUGAGAAGGCUGCCUCUAUUUGGACUAGCACACUGCAGAGAACCAUUCUCACAGCUAGUCCAAUCGUUGGAUUUCCUAAGAUUCAAUGGCGUGCCCUUGAUGAGAUAAAUGCUGGAGUAUGUGAUGGAAUGACUUAUGAAGAAAUAAAAAAGAACAUGCCUGAGGAGUAUGACAGGUCUCGUAAGAAGGACAAGCUGAGAUACCGGUAUCCUCGAGGAGAAUCUUAUCUGGAUGUCAUUCAAAGGCUAGAGCCUGUGAUUAUUGAACUUGAAAGGCAACGAGCUCCUGUCGUAGUGAUUUCUCAUCAGGCAGUAUUAAGAGCUUUGUACGCAUACUUCGCUGAUAGGCCUCUGAAAGAAAUUCCCCAUAUUGAGAUGCCACUUCAUACUAUAAUAGAGAUACAAAUGGGAGUUACAGGUGUCCAAGAGAAAAGAUACAAACUCAUGGAUUGAACAUGGUUAUAGAAAAUUCCAUAUUUUUCCAUUUAAUUUCCAAUGGAGAUUCGACUCUCUGCAAUAAUUGAUGUAUGAAAGUUAAUGUGAUGCUGUAAAUAACUCAUUUCCAAUGUUUUAGCAUAUUUGUUUUUCA
Molecule: messenger RNA, 2629 nt
Organism: Hevea brasiliensis (rubber tree)
Lineage: Eukaryota; Viridiplantae; Streptophyta; Magnoliopsida; Malpighiales; Euphorbiaceae
Product: 6-phosphofructo-2-kinase/fructose-2,6-bisphosphatase
Exons: 23
Coding region: 247-2493 (748 amino acids)
Biological process (GO): fructose 2,6-bisphosphate metabolic process; fructose metabolic process
Cellular component (GO): cytosol
Molecular function (GO): fructose-2,6-bisphosphate 2-phosphatase activity; 6-phosphofructo-2-kinase activity; starch binding
Source: RefSeq, a predicted model, not a curated record